This is a messenger RNA of Thalassophryne amazonica, 2211 nucleotides long. RefSeq names its product Rho family GTPase 3a (gene rnd3a). The transcript has 5 exons. Gene Ontology annotation, biological process: small GTPase-mediated signal transduction. Gene Ontology annotation, molecular function: GTPase activity; GTP binding. The coding region runs from base 92 to 823 and encodes 243 amino acids. Lineage: Eukaryota; Metazoa; Chordata; Actinopteri; Batrachoidiformes; Batrachoididae. The record is from RefSeq and is a predicted model, not a curated record.
AGUGCGAGCAGUUGCUGUUUCUGCCUUCGACCUCCGCGGCUCAUCCUCACCGUCGGAUCCGUAUUUGAACUCAGAAUCCAGGCUGGAAUCAAUGAAGGAGAGACGGUCGUGUCAGAAAUUCUCUCUGAAGUCCGGCAUGGAUCCCAGUCAGAGUGUGAAGUGUAAAAUAGUGGUGGUGGGGGACAGUCAGUGCGGAAAGACGGCGCUGCUUCACGUGUUCGCCAAGGACUGUUUCCCCGAGAGCUACGUCCCGACAGUGUUUGAAAACUACACUGCCAGUUUUGAAAUCGACACUCAGAGAAUCGAGCUCAGCCUGUGGGACACCUCAGGUUCUCCAUACUACGACAAUGUGAGGCCUCUGUCCUACCCGGACUCUGAUGCUGUCCUCAUCUGUUUUGACAUCAGCCGCCCUGAAACUCUUGACAGUGUACUGAAGAAGUGGAAAGGGGAGAUCCAGGAGUUUUGUCCUAACACAAAGAUGUUGUUGGUUGGAUGCAAGUCAGACCUGCGCACAGACCUGAGUACGCUGGUGGAGCUUUCCAACCACAGACAGACACCAGUUUCUUAUGACCAGGGUUCCAGCAUGGCUAAGCAAAUCUCGGCACCCUACAUCGAGUGCUCGGCUCAGCAGUCGGAGAACAGUGUCAGGGACAUUUUCCAUGUGGCCACACUGGCUUGCAUCAACAAAAACAACAAAAAUGUCAAGCGCAGUAAGACCGCCCGCUCUACCAAGAGGAUUUCACACAUGCCCGGAAGGCCUGAACUGGCGGCUGUGGCCUCGGACCUCCGGAAAGAUAAAGCCAAAAGUUGCUCCGUCAUGUGACUUAUAAGCAGAACUGAACUGAGGACAGAGCACAGUGCAAGCAGGAAGCUGGAGGGCAAAGCUCUUUCCUGCAUGUUUAAGACCCCUUUUUUGUCUGGUAAGGGGUUUUAUACGCUUCAAUUCAUGUACAUGUUACUGGAAUAUUCUGCACCAAUGAUAACACUCUCAAUGCGUAGUGAUGUCCCAAUCCGAGCAGCCCCCACCAGAAGAAGCAGCCAUCUGUCAGCAGGCUACCUGCUCGGGGAAAUGACACUCUUCCUCUGGGAGGAUGAAGCGGAUACAGUCAAGGCAAAAUGGAAAAGGGCAGGAAAUGUGGUGUCACUAGACGCUGCUCAGAUUUGUGAAAGAGGAUCAAAACCGGUGGUGAGGGGGUUUGGUAUGUAGGAAAAUGGAGCUCAGAGGUCUUCGACUCGUCACUGUGGAUUGGAACUGAUUUGCUCCUGGAACAGUUUGUGUGGAAGAUGAGAUUCUUUGUCCUGCACAGUGGAAACAUGCAGCUGUUUGUUCUGUCUUUGAUAUGUUGUCAGUGUAAUGUGAAGUCAUUGGUGUGACGGUCAUGUUUUAGCCUCACUCGUAGCAGCUCACUGACUAAACUGAUCAGUGUUGUAGAAACCUUCAUAUGAUCUCUCACUAUGUACCCCUGAUUUUAUUUUUAUUUUUUUAACUUGUCUGUUUUUUGCUAAUAAUAUCCAAACAGACAUAAAAUCAAAAUAAGCUUAUUACCAUCCAGUCAUUCAGUGUGUACAAAAAUGAUUAUAUUUAUGUUGAACAAAUGACCUGAACACCCCCUCCCCCCGUCACAACAGGCCAGAAAGCUUAACAAGUAAAAAUGAUUCUGAACCAUGGUAAGUCAUGACAUGUUUAAAUGGUGAAUCAUCCACUGAACUUGGGGGUGGUUGAAGAAUGUAGCAGUUACAGAACUUGUUUAUGCUCCAGAAACAUGUUUCUGGUACUACUGUUGGUUAUAAGCUUCAUAAAUCCCACAGUUUGAAACAGUUGGGUCACUUCAUUCUGGAGUUUGAUUUGCAGCAAAAAAUGUGACCAAGUAAUAGUUUAACAUUAAGGAUUUAUGAAAGACUUGAUGUGUGUUGGCUGACUUUAACAUAAGUUUCCCAGUAUGUCUCUAAAAAUGAUUUGUGACCCAAAUUUUUGUUUUCUGAUCUGGUGUCGUUUCUGUGCAAGUCUUUUCUUGAUUGUCACUUUCAAAUGUCUUUGCCAUUAAUGUUGCAACAGUAUUUAUUGAAUUAUAUUUUCCCUUUAGAAUAAAUGCAAAUUUACUUGAGGUGUCUUGUUUGAUUGCAUGAAGAGUAUGUUACCAUGUGAAUGAAGGUACAGUUAAGUAAAUGUAAAGGUUUUCCUAUGCCUCAUUAAAUUAAUUUGGACAUUUU